AUGUCUGCUUCGUCCAAGAAGAUACAACAUGCCCACUGUGUUGUCUGUCGCUGUAAAGCUCGAGAAUGUUACCUCGGCGUGUACAUUGAUCCUUCCGGUCGGUUUCAAAAUGGGGUUGAGGUGUUACCCGCUACUUGCGACGCUCACACACUUGCUGAUCGGCGCAAGCAAGCUCUCGAGGCAAAUUCAGCCUCUGCUUCAUCUGCGAACGCCCGUCAAGAAGCUCCUGACGAUCUGGUGGCGCCUUUUGAACGACUUAAUCUUCCAAAUGAGCAUCUGCGCGAGCAACCUUCUGCCGCCGAUGCUCCAGAACUACGUACAAGGCUUACAAGAGCCUCUCAGGGCUCUUCACGUUUUGCUUCUGGUACCACUGAACGUAGGGCUUCAGCAAAUGUCACCACGGAAGACAUUGAAUAG
Molecule: messenger RNA, 417 nt
Organism: Melampsora larici-populina 98AG31
Lineage: Eukaryota; Fungi; Basidiomycota; Pucciniomycetes; Pucciniales; Melampsoraceae
Exons: 1
Coding region: 1-417 (138 amino acids)
Source: RefSeq, a predicted model, not a curated record